UUAGUCAGACCACAUAGCCGUAAACCGGAUCCGACCAGCCAUUUUUACAGGCUUUUCUAUAUGAGUUUACAUCCCGGUAUAUGGGUAGUUUAUAACUCCCAUGUAAAGGCCCAAAACCAUGGUGCCUUGAUUCAACCUUGACCGUUGAUCAAAUUAAAUUGGUUUUGAACCAAAUGAAAGAAAGAAGGAAUGUGACUUACGAAAUUAUCGAGUUUGGUGCACACUCUUGCAUACGUUUGACUUUCGAAAUUCAAUAUUAGAAGCUCUUAUCUCAAUCCAUUACACCACCUCGGAUCAUUUAAUAUAAGGAUGAAGGAGAACAUGACUUUAUACAUCAGUCGUUUCCAGUUUUCACACACACACAUAUGGCCGGACGGCCCAAGAACGUAUCCUAUGAUCAACACAAAGAGUCAUCAAGACCCUCUCUCGUCUUCACCUAGAUGCUUUAGCGCACUAUAAGAUAUCAAUUAAAUAGUAAAUCACAUAUUCUUCAACCACCAAGAAAAGUAAAUUGAUUACGAUUUUCCUGUGGCGGACCAGAUGCCGGUAUAUGCCAGAUGUUCCAUUAUAAGAUGUCUCCCUUAUUAUAUGUCCAAUUAUUUGGGUCUAAUCUUUAACGAAUUUGUUGUUGGAUUGAUUACUCUAGAAAGUGUCUAUACUAAUUAGAGUUAAUUAAAUCUUUUCUAUUUACUUUAGCGAUCUUCAUUCAAACCAAAAAUCACAAAAGUUUUGACUUCAAUACUGAUUUCUUAUAACGGACCAAAUGCUCUCCUAGACACUCUACUAGAAUUAGACCAAAUGCUCUUUGGUGGGGCCAGAUGCUACACUAAACCGUUUGUUAUUAUGAUAUUACUCGCUUUAAGCCUUAACCUUCACAAAUUUGUUUUUGAGUCGGCUACUCUCAAAAAACUUCAUACUAAAUAAAAUUGGAACAAAUUUAAAUAUUAGGUUUCCUUUAGUUUAAUAUCCAGUGUGGAAUUUGGAUUGUCUAUUAGUAUUUACUAAGAAAUUUGAGUUCGUUUUAGUUGCUUUUUUGUCAUCAGUUCGUUUUAGUUGCUACAAAUAACGAAUCGGCUUCACCUUUUUUUUUUGUUAUUUGUUGGUUAAAGUUAUUCGUUGCAAUAUUGUAUGUAUAUUUACUACUUGCUUUUUGAAAAUGCUUUGCAACUAUCGUUCCUGACUCUGCAAAUUAAAAUAAGAGAGAAAGGUUAGCCUCCAAAAUAUCAUAAACAUUGAAGUUUGCGCACAUGCAUCGUCUAUAUAUAGAUAUGUCAUUCACUCUUCAUUGCCUAUGCUUUUGUAUAUCUCAUUACUCUCUUCCUCAGUUUCUCCUCUCAAUAUGAAAACCUUUGACACGAGCUCAGCGGUUGAAUCCGGUACCGUCGCCGGGAAUAACGUCGACGAUGAUGGUGGGGAGAAGAGAACGGGGACGUUGAUGACGGCGAGUGCGCACAUAAUCACGGCUGUGAUAGGUUCCGGAGUCUUGUCGUUGGCUUGGGCAAUAGCACAACUUGGUUGGGUGGCAGGGACAGUGCUUUUGGUAAGCUUUGCCGUCGUAGUUAAUUACACAUCCAGAAUGCUCGCCGACUGUUAUAGGUCUCCGGACGCAGGAACACGCAAUAAUACUUACAUGGACGUCGUUAGAGCUUACCUUGGCGGUAGGAAAGUGCAGCUAUGUGGACUAGCACAGUACGGGAGUCUAGUAGGGAUGACUAUUGGUUACACCAUCACUGCCUCCAUAAGCUUAGUAGCGAUUGGGAAAGCAAACUGUUUUCAUGACAAGGGACAUGGUGCGAAAUGUUUAGUAUCAAAUUAUCCAGCCAUGGCGGCAUUUGGAAUCAUCCAGAUUGUUCUAAGUCAGAUUCCUAAUUUUCACAAGCUCUCUUUUCUCUCCAUUAUCGCCGCGGUUAUGUCAUUCUCUUAUUCAUCUAUCGGAACUGGCUUAGCCUUGGCCGAUCUGGCAAGUGGGAAGGUUGGUAAGACGGAACUGACAGGCACGGUGGUUGGUGUGGACGUAACUGCGUCUGACAAGUUAUGGAAGUCAUUCCAAGCGGCUGGAAACAUUGCAUUUUCAUACGCUUAUUCCGUUGUUCUCGUUGAGAUUCAGGAUACACUGAGUUCAAGCCCACCAGAGAACAUAGUCAUGAAAAAAGCAAGUCUUGUCGGAGUCUCGACUGCAACUGCUUUCUACAUCUUAUGUGCUUGCAUGGGAUAUGCUACAUUUGGAAGCCAAGCCCCUGGAGACCUCCUUACUGACUUUGGUUUUUAUGAACCUUAUUGGCUCAUCGAUUUUGCCAAUGCUUGCAUCGCUGUCCACCUAAUCGGAGUCUAUCAGGUGAUUGCACAACCAAUUUUCCAGUUUGUUGAGAAGAAAUGCAACAAAGCAUGGCCAGAGAGCAAUUUCAUCACCAAAGAACAUUCGAUGAACAUACCAUUGCUUGGAAAAUGUCGCAUCAACUUCUUCAGACUGGUAUGGAGGACAAUCUAUGUGAUAUUCUCAACAGUUAUAGCAAUGAUAUUCCCCUUCUUCAACGCGGUCUUGGGCCUUAUCGGGGCAGUCGCAUUCUGGCCGCUAACAGUUUACUUCCCAGUGGAGAUGCACAUCUCGCAGAAAAAGAUUAAGAAGUAUACUAUGAGAUGGAUAGGGUUGAAACUCCUUGUAUUGGUUUGUUUGAUUGUUUCGCUCCUAGCUGCAGUAGGAUCCAUCGUCGGCUUGAUAAGUAGUGUCAAGGCAUACAAGCCUUUCCACAAUUUGGAUUAGUUACUUGUAACCUAAGCUAGUUGAAUACAUAGUUAAUAACGAACUAUGUACAAUGAGUAUGGAAGAACAAACGAAUACAUAGUUAAUGACGAGCUAUGUUUUUUUU
Messenger RNA from Brassica rapa (field mustard), 2867 nucleotides. RefSeq names its product amino acid permease 8-like. The record is from RefSeq and is a predicted model, not a curated record. Lineage: Eukaryota; Viridiplantae; Streptophyta; Magnoliopsida; Brassicales; Brassicaceae.